AUGGCGCCGGUUCCGAAGACCGUGGGGCGGAUCAAGCUAGGGACUCUGCGGCCCGGUUGCCCGCCGGGGGUCGCUGCUGCCCCCCAGCUCCGCAAGGAAUUCGGUCCCGAAGACUACGGCGAAGAGGACAGAGUGGAUUUUCUUGGACAGCUGGUGGAACCAGGUCCCUGCGGCCUGCACUGGAGCUUCGAGGAGGGGAGCAGCAGGCGGCUGCAGGGGCGGCACCAAGAUUAUGUCCAGAACCAGCUCCGCCAUGAGGCCAAAACAGCUGGGCAGAGUGAAGGGGGCAAGGAGGCCAAGGGACUGAGCACCUACUGUGGUCUCCAGAAGGCCUUUCUGUCCUGUCCCCAAGAGGCGAGGCCUAGGCCUCAAGGCCCCGCUACCUCUGCAUCCUUCCUCCGUGAGUCAGAAAGUCUGCUUCAGGUGGUCAUGCCCCAGAGGAUCCUAGUGACUGAAGAGGAAGCUAACCGUCUGGCUGAGGAGCUGGUGGCUGAGGAGGAGCGAGUGAAGCAGAAAGCAGCGAAGAAGCGGCUGAAGAAGAAGCGUCAAAAGGAGCGAAAGCUGCAGGAGCGCUUGGAGCAGGAUGGCGGGGAGGCCACCGGCAAGACCAGCCUGCGUGGGGAUGAGAGCCCCCCUCCCAGCCCCAGGCACCCGGCUCAGGGGCAGUGUGAGGAGGAGGAGGACUCGCUGGAUCUUUCCAGCACUUUUGUGUCUCUAGCUUUGCGCAAGGUUGGGGAUUGGCCCCCUCGUGCCCGGAGAGACAAAAGGCUGAGCCAGGACCCCCCAGGCAGGAGCCAGGACCCCCAGGGGAAGAGGGGCCAUGAGGAAGGGAGUCCUCCAAGAGAAGAGAGCCCUAGUCAGAGUCCGAAGGUUGAGGUGUCUGCAGGACUGCUGGCAGCUGCCUCACAGCAGAGCCAGGAGCUAGCAAGUGAGACUCCUUCUCGGCCCCUCACCCUGCCCUCCCGAGGGUGGCCCCUUGUGAACCUUCCCUCUCUUUCUUGCCCAGACUUGGGAACCCACUUUGCCCAAAAUGGCUUCUACCGUGAGGCCGUGGUCCUCUUUACCCAGGCCUUGAAGCUCAACCCCCAGGACCACCGGUUAUUUGGAAACCGUUCCUUCUGCCAUGAGCGGCUGGGUCAGCCGGCGUGGGCACUGGCGGAUGCCCAGGUGGCUCUUACCCUUCGUCCAGGCUGGCCCCGAGGCCUCUUCCGCCUGGGCAAGGCUCUGAUGGGGCUGCAGCGCUUUGAGGAGGCAGCUGCCGUGUUCCUGGAGACUUUGAGAGGCGGGUCCCAGCCGGACGCAGCCCGGGAGCUCCACUCUUGCCUUUGCCACCUCGCCCUGGAGGAUAAGCGGAAAGGAAUGUGUGUCCCACCACUGUCGGCUUGGUUCUCACCGCCAUGCACCCAUGCCAAGCCAGAGCCCCCAGGCCUACUGCCCCUCAGUCCCGCUGGAACCACAUCUCCCAGGACCCAUGGCCUUCUGCCUCCCCCCACAAAUUAUCUUCCAUGUCACCCAAGCCACCCCAAUGGCCCCCUCUCCCAGGCGCAGAGUAGAGGAACCCCUCCUCUCUAUCUCCAUGACCCCGAAAAGGGCUGGCGUGGGAGCCCCCAUCAACCACAGACCAGGUUUACCAUCAAUGACCACCACGCCAACGCAGCCUCUCCCUUUCCACGGCCUGUCUGAAAUGCCUGCUCCCCAUUUGCUUCUCCUCCGAGAUCCUGGCAGUGACCCUGGACUGGUUUCUGCCUCUCAGCCGGUCUGGGCCUCUCAGCUCACUGAUGUGUGACCCAUGCAGAGACUUUGAAGCCUUCCCAGAAUGCCUUUUCCAGAAAAGCCAUUUAUCAGGGUCAAUGCCAAUGCUUCUCACUCCCUGGGGGGUCUCCCGCAACACUGUUCACCUUAGGGAGAGAGUGGAGAAGCCUGUCCUUCAGAUAAGACGUUGCUAAGUUCUCUGUAUUGAUACAGGCCUAAAUUCUAAAUUCUUAUGGUACAGGCCUUCUAAAUACUGUGUGGCAGGCCAGCUGCCAGCUUUGCCCCCUGUGGGCAGAUGUCUUAACACCUGCGCCUCAAUUCCUUCAUCCGUAACACGGUCAGUACCUACCUCACAGGGCUGUUGUGAGGAUUGCCAAUGGAAGGGCGAGGAAGAGCAGACCUGCUCCCAGUACCCCGUGGGCACUGAAUAAACCUGGCUAUGGCCUGCA
Messenger RNA from Echinops telfairi (small Madagascar hedgehog), 2201 nucleotides. It is a transcript of the gene TTC31, whose product is annotated as tetratricopeptide repeat domain 31. Lineage: Eukaryota; Metazoa; Chordata; Mammalia; Afrosoricida; Tenrecidae. Bases 1 to 1683 code for a protein of 560 amino acids. The transcript is spliced from 13 exons. The record is from RefSeq and is a predicted model, not a curated record. Gene Ontology annotation, molecular function: protein binding.